This is a messenger RNA of Echinops telfairi (small Madagascar hedgehog), 657 nucleotides long. RefSeq names its product cytochrome c oxidase assembly protein COX20, mitochondrial. The transcript is spliced from 4 exons. Gene Ontology annotation, biological process: mitochondrial respiratory chain complex IV assembly. Bases 65 to 448 code for a protein of 127 amino acids. Gene Ontology annotation, cellular component: mitochondrion; mitochondrial inner membrane. The record is from RefSeq and is a predicted model, not a curated record. NCBI's taxonomy places the organism in Eukaryota, Metazoa, Chordata, Mammalia, Afrosoricida, Tenrecidae.
CGGCGGCCUCGUCUCUGGGCGGCCUUGGUUGUAGCCGGCCGGGCGGAGGGGCAGACUCGUCCUGAUGGCUGCCGAGACGGAGCCUGGCGAGCCCGAGAAGGGGAAGCCCUUUAAGCUCCUAGGAAUUUUAGAUGUUGAAAACAUUCCAUGUGCCCGGGAUUCAGUAUUAUAUGGUUCAUUAGGAUCUGUUGUUGCUGGCCUUGGACAUUUUUUAUUUACUAGUAAAAUUAGAAGAUCUUGUGAUGCUGGAGUAGGAGGAUUUGUUUUGGUGACUUUAGGAUGCUGGUUCCAUUGUAGGUACAAUUAUGCAAAGCAAAGAAUCCAGGAACGAAUUGCAAGAGAAGGAAUCAAAAAUAAAAUUUUAUAUGAAAGCACCCACCUUGAUCCUGAAAGAAAACAAACUAACAGCAACAAUCAAGCAGUCAAGCAAAUCGGUGUACAAAGCUGAAAACACAGAACAAUUUAUGUACAGUAAGAAAGCUUUCAGUCAAGCAACUGAAGAAUGUAUUAAGUUGUACACAUGCGUGCACACUGCUGUCAAAUGAACUCUGGCCCUGUGCCCAUCAGAAUGCCAGUGAAGCAUUCUUCUGUUGUGUAGAGCUAUUCGCUCAUAUAGUUUAUUGUCACUGUGUUAGAACAAUAAAAUUAUAAAAACCU